AUGGAUGCGUACCAGCGAGACGGCAAUCUGCUGGAGUCGUUUGGGGCAUCGGUCAUGAUGAUCAGUAGCUGGUCUCCUCCUCAGGAUCUUCUUAUCAACAUCGCGUUUCAUUAUGGGAAUAAGCAUGAGCAGAGAACUGUCGACCAGAUUCUUGCUUCGGUGACAAGCAACGAUAGCUUCCAGGAGAUCCUGAUGUCCUGUAUGUCCAACCUGAUUCCUGUGCGAGUUGAAGAGCAGAAUCACAGACUUGCUGCAGUCUUGAGCUUCUACACUCGGGAGAAGGACAGAAACAGAAGAGAUGGUACCUUCGCGGGACCUCUUCGUGCAAGUAUAGCAAGCAGGACGCGAACCAGAGGAGGAGCGGAGAUGAAGAACAGGAAACAUCCCGUUUAUUCAAGUCAACUUUCAGACAUCAUCUCACGUCUCGUGCCUAAGAAUCUGGGUGUUAGUCUAUGCAUGGUACCGAAGAUCGCAGAAGGCGCUCUUGAAGGCUGGACGGCCUCUUCGAUUCAGACUGAUGCAAGAGAACUCAAGGCGAAGAAGGAAUGGAGGAUCAAGACAUUGCACUGGUCAAGAGAAGAGUGCUCAUGGUUGUGGAGGUUGGAGCUGAAACCCAACGUUUUUGCCGCCUAA
This is a messenger RNA of Guillardia theta CCMP2712, 633 nucleotides long. RefSeq lists its product as hypothetical. Bases 1 to 633 code for a protein of 210 amino acids. Lineage: Eukaryota; Cryptophyceae; Pyrenomonadales; Geminigeraceae. The transcript has 2 exons. The record is from RefSeq and is a predicted model, not a curated record.